UUAAAGCGGUUAUUCAUUUAUUAUUAUUAUUUCUGCCUCUUAGUGAAAUUGUAAAAAUUAAAAAGUCGUUAUUCUGCCUGUGUCGUGUUUACCGCGUUCACGCGUCAUCUUGCCGUACAACCGUGGUGUCGGAUCACGGUCGCCGAGGGGGCUGCGGGAUUAUUCCGCUCCAGGUUUAGCAGGUCAAAUGAGAUCAUUAACUACCUCGGGGUCUGUGUGGCGGGUCAGUUAAACGAUUUAGUACUGGGGGGUUCGAACAAAGACCAGGGGUGGACGGGCCAACUUUGGCCACCCUUUGCCGUACAACAUCAUGGCUGAGCAGGUGCAGGGAGUCGCUGUUGGGGGCGCGCACGCAGCGUUGACGUCGGCACGGCGGGCGUGGCCGUUGGUAAGGGAGCGCGAAUCAGGCGCGAACUAAUUUGGAAAUGGUGCCGUGCAGGUGUGUUUAAAACCAAGCGGUUUCAGACAGGUAACAACAGCGAUCUUCACCAGAGAUUUUCUCGUGUUGUCGUAUUCUCAUUGGUUGCGAUAAUUUACCGCGUUUAAUUACUGGCCCUUCUGUCCGUACACGGGUUUAAUUUUCCGAAUACAGUCUGUUAGUUCACGUUGAACACGAAUUGCAUGCAUGUAAUUCCAGCUGAACUUUCCCUGCAUCACAGUGAAAUAUUGUUGGUUUAUUCCAGCCAUCGUCAAUCGAGUUUCGUCAUGUCAUGCAAUGACGUCGUUGGUUACCUGAGACAGCAGCAAGAGCGGUACGGCAGCGCUGAAGGGGAGCGGUGGGGCCGCAUGGAGACCAUGUACAACAAGAGGCUGUGGCAUCAGCUGACUGUGGAAUUGCUAGAUUUAGUUCAGAGUCCAGCUUUUGCCACUGGAGACAGGAUUAUCAAGUUGUAUGAAAAUUUCAUCAGCGACUUUGAACACAGAAUCAACCCACUGUCUCUGGUUGAAAUGAUUUUACUGGCUGUCCGGCAGUAUAGCGAUCCUGAAAGUUCUCUGAAGCUGCUGGAGAAAACCAAGGAGAAGGUUAAAAGCAGCGACGAAGCUGAAAUUCUCUGCAGAACUGCUAUUGCUGCAAUCAAUCUGAAAACUGGUGAUCAUCCAGCAGCUAAACAAACCCUGGAUGAAGUGCGGGUGAUGCUGGACAAGCUGCAGGGGGUGACAUCUCUUCACAGUCGCUUCUACCACACGUCCAGCAGUUACUAUCAGGUCAUGGGGGAGCAUGCUUCAUACUACAGGGAAGCAUUGCGCUAUCUGGGCUGCGUUGAACUGGCCGAGCUUUCUGUGGCUGCUCAGCAGCAGAAGGCCUUCACCCUUGGCUUGGCUGCCCUGCUGGGUGAAGGGAUUUACAAUUUUGGGGAAUUGCUGAUGCACCCCAUCCUGGAGUCUCUGCGAAGCACUGAUAACCGCUGGCUUAUCGACACCUUGUACGCUUUCAACAGAGGCGACGUGGAGGCUUUCUACAUUCUCAAGGGCUGCUGGGACACCCAGACUGACCUAGCUGCGAAUGAGAGUAAACUGAAGGAAAAGCUACAACUGCUGUGUCUCAUGGAGAUGGUGUUUACUAGACCAGCCCAUCGCAGACAGAUAACCUUCCAGGAGAUCUCUUCUCGGGCCAAGUUGCCCGUCAAUAAGGUGGAACUGCUUGUGAUGAAAGCCUUGUCGAACGGUCUGGUUAAAGGAAGCAUUGAUGAAGUUGACAGCAAAGUCCACAUGACCUGGGUGCAGCCUAGAGUUAUGGAUCUGAAGCAGGUUUCUGGAAUGAAAGAUCGCCUGGAGGUCUGGUGUGAAGAUAUCAGGAAGACGUCCUUGCUUGUGGAAAACCACGCUCACGAAGUCCUUGGAUAGACUGUACAAGGAUGGGGAGGACGAACCAGAUUUUGCUUGUUUUUGUUUUUCUUCAUUUUGUAAAUGUCAUCCUAAAAUAAACUGCAUGAAGUCUGAACUGAAAUGUGAACCCCUUAGUUGAGCCAGUUAAAUAAAGGUUCUUCUUGCCUUG
Messenger RNA from Polyodon spathula (Mississippi paddlefish), 1996 nucleotides. RefSeq names its product 26S proteasome non-ATPase regulatory subunit 13-like. Gene Ontology annotation, biological process: ubiquitin-dependent protein catabolic process. Gene Ontology annotation, molecular function: structural molecule activity. The coding region runs from base 622 to 1845 and encodes 407 amino acids. NCBI's taxonomy places the organism in Eukaryota, Metazoa, Chordata, Actinopteri, Acipenseriformes, Polyodontidae. Gene Ontology annotation, cellular component: nucleus; cytosol; proteasome regulatory particle, lid subcomplex. The record is from RefSeq and is a predicted model, not a curated record. The transcript has 13 exons.